This is a messenger RNA of Anoplophora glabripennis (Asian longhorned beetle), 1059 nucleotides long. Its product is annotated as zinc finger protein 706-like. The coding region runs from base 367 to 600 and encodes 77 amino acids. The record is from RefSeq and is a predicted model, not a curated record. The transcript has 3 exons. NCBI's taxonomy places the organism in Eukaryota, Metazoa, Arthropoda, Insecta, Coleoptera, Cerambycidae.
CUGACGGACGUUCUCUUUCCUCUUUUACUUCCGCAUUUUAUCCUUCUAAGCAAAUUUCCAAUGUUAUCCAUAAGAUUAGUGACGUUAUCGUUAUCUUUUUGAGAACUGAAGAACGUCAAGUGUCAAGUCGAAAUUUGUCUUGCCGAGUUUUCGAUCAAGCGGACGCUGCAACGCAGCUGUCAAUGCCUGAAUAAAAACGAAAGAAACGUAUUGGACUUUAAUAACUUAAUAAUAUAAAAAAGCUUCCAUUAUAUCGCAUUGUUGUAGGUAUGUAGAUAUUGGUAAUUUUACCUUUACCCACGUUUUUUUUAGGAAUAUGAAAUGGAUACGUUUACAAUUCUAGGUGAAUGUGUAAACUGGUAAAAUAUGGCUAGAGGACAACAGAAACUUCAGUCUCAAGCCAAAGCUGCAGAAAGGGCUGCAAAAGCAAAAAAACAGCAAGGACACAGUGCCACAGACCAAAAAAAAGCUGCCCAAAAAGCCUUAGUUCACGUGUGUGCUGUUUGUAAGGCUCAAAUGCCAGAUCCAAAGACCUACAAACAGCAUUUUGAAAAUAAACAUCCCAAAAAUGAAGUGCCUGCAGAAUUAAAAGAUGUUUAAAUUUCAUGCAAUGCACUAAUCACCAACUGUGUUCCAUCCAUGAGUUGGACACUUCUUUUAUAUUAUGUUAAUUCUUUUCUUUCUGGUGUUCUGUCUGUAUAAUUAAUAAUGGGUAUUUGAAUUAUUUACUAUUUGUAUUUCAAUAACAUUCACUGUUAACUUUUCAAUAAGUGUUUAUUGUAUUUGUUAAUUUUUAUUAGUAAGAAUGUAAGAGUAAAUUCUUAAAAUAACAAGCAAUACAAAUAUCGUGUUUUAUUUGUCUUGUUUCUAAAUUAAUGUAGUUAUACAAACAGCAAUACCGUCUGGAAAUAUAGACAUUUUUGUUAAUCUGUGUUAAAUUUUUAUAAUCCUACAAAAUUGUAAACGGGUUAACGUUUUAAAGAAAUAAUAUCAAUUUGUGUUAACUGUUAACGUUUGCACGAGUUUGUUUAUUGUUUAAUAAAUUAAGUAGAAAGAUUA